Molecule: messenger RNA, 402 nt
Organism: Stylonychia lemnae
Lineage: Eukaryota; Ciliophora; Spirotrichea; Sporadotrichida; Oxytrichidae
Source: the annotation of a GenBank genome assembly
AUGAUAUUUGUCACAGCUAGGAUAAACGUAGAGGCAGGUUAAUCAUGGAGAGAGACUGGUACACCCCUGAACACGAGAAUAUUGCAGAUUAUUGAGAGUGAAGACAUAGUCAUUUAGGACUCGCGUGGAGAAGAAACUGGAGAUGUUCAGACUGUUGAAAUACUGUAAGCAAGAAAUACAGGGCAUACUAUAUACUAAGUGGGAUUCGACUGGGGUGGUAUAAUAAUUAAAGAGGUGAUUAUUAAGAUCUACGUAAAUUAAGAGUUUUGCCUCUGCGUAGUUGAACCUUGCUUGAGUUCAGAUUAUGGCUUUUAGAAGCAGAUUCUCAGUCAGGUCCAAAGAGGGGAAAAGCAAGUUGAUUAAGACCAGAUAAAUUAAGAAAAUAAGGAAGAAAAUGAAUGA